Molecule: messenger RNA, 1413 nt
Organism: Oppiella nova
Lineage: Eukaryota; Metazoa; Arthropoda; Arachnida; Sarcoptiformes; Oppiidae
Source: the annotation of a GenBank genome assembly
CAAAAGUUGGACUCAUAUGAGACACAGCAGCACGUGAUGAAUGGCUACAUCAAUGAUAAUAGCAUUCUUCACGAGCCUUAUGGCGAGUCCGGACACGAGAUCAGUAUAUUGCGAGACAAACUGCAAGAGUCGCACAAAAGCUAUCAUCUCGUGAAGAGUGUCAACGAAAGUCUUAAGAGAAAAAUACAGGUUUUGGACAAAACUCGCCGUAAGUCUGAACGCGAGGUACAGAUCAUCAGACAGUCGAGCGAUGAGUUGAAGCAGAGGUUGAAUGAGAUGUCAGUGCAAGAGAUGUCGACCCAAGACAUGGUUAGGCAGUACCUGAGCCACGACUACUCGGUGGUGGACAGCGGCUGCGGCAGUGGGCAGUCGUAUCGGUCGUUGUCGAUGCCUAACGUACAGCCGUUUAACACGAGUUGUGUUACCAUUAAUGCCAACGAAAUGACUGAAGACUUGAAGGACUUUUGCAUUAGUGAGGCGUCGAAAGCGCUGGUAGUCUACGGACACGACUAUAAGUCUAUCGCCGACACUAUUGUCGGCGCCUUUGAUGAGCGGUACGGCACGUGUUGGUACUGUUUGGUCGGCACCGACUCCUUUGAACAUAACUCGCUUCUCCACGUGUUUGGCACUUAUAUUUCGUUUACUAUGAAUGACGUAAAGAUUAUUGUCUUUAAGACAAAUGAUAUGCUGGAGUCCAAUCGACUGCUUCUGUGGUCCAAAGAAGGCCCGAAAGUGGAUAUUGUGUACAAAAAUCACUUCACAGACGAUAACGACUUCGAGGAAGUGGUGGUCGAGUCGGUGACCAAAGCUAUUGGCGAAGAGUUCGUGACAUACCGUGAGCUGACCCGCCGUUUGACUACAAUACUGAGCCAAAUCUCUGGCAAAAGGUAUGACCAGAAUUGGCUGGUGAUUGCCGGCGACAGCACCGGUAGCUUUGGACACGGAUUAGCUGAGGGCGACGACGGGGAACGCCCUUUCGAUACGAGCCUACACCUUGGUUACCCACAGAGAGCCGGUAGCCCUCAAAACCCCGGUAGUCCAGCGCCAGUGACAGAGCUCGACACCACAACCCCCUUCCCCGUGGACGAGGAGGACGUCACCCAACAUAUACCCCGAACACUGCCCACCACACGGGCGCCGGUGGUUGAGUUCAUAGACCCGGAGCCGGUGGUGCGCACAACGAUAGGGCCGCGACGUCUCAAUAUAAUACAGCGUUUAUUAGGGGCGGUGUUGGCCCCCUCCCGCGUACAGGUGGGGCCCAUACGGCUGGGCAUAAACGGCGAGUCCUUGUUUCGGAUGCCGGGUGUGAAACAGUUGGCCGGACCCGAGAGCCCGUUAGGCCAACUCAACCCAUACUUGGAUGAGAUCUACGGCCUCACCACCCAAGAGCCCAUAUAUAUCGCUAAUCGAUAG